CAGUUGUCAUGUUCUGUGGCACCUUUUCAUGUAACAGUCAUGGAGCGUUAAGUCACUAUAUACUAAUAUUGCCAACCUUAACAUACAAUAACGAACAAAAUUCUUAUAGGAAUAAUAGAGAUCUUUAACUUUUAUAUUAUGUACAUUAUUUCCAGCCAAUUAGAUGGAAGGUCAAAAAAUUUCAAACUUAAAUUCGUCAACGUCUACGUUGACCAGUUACCAGGAUUUUCGGUGUUUGAAAAGUAAAUAUCCUGGAAAGAAGUUUUCUUUAUAGAAUUAGUUAUUUAAAGAAUUGUGAAAGAACUACUGGACCAGAUAAACGUUUAAUUACACGAAAUCGUGUAAAAAUUGCAGCUUAAGUGCUUGCUACUUAUUCCAAAGAUUGUGUUUGAAUAAUAUCCACCUUACGGUAGUUUGUUGUAAUACUUAUUUGAAAAUUUAAUCCAUGAAUUCAAAUUUUUUUGAUAUGAUGGAGAACUGUUGUGCUCCACAGUGGGCAGAUUUUACAUGUAGUCCUCAGGUUUGUUGUGAUAGUUAUUUCGAAAAAGAACACGAGGUGCACGAUCCUCAAAUACUUUCGAAAUCUACCAUUGAUUCCACUCCAUCUUCCUCACGUACGCAAGAAAGCAGAACUGAGCAAUCUGUCAAUGAAACAAAGUUUGAUGACAGUUUAGAACCACAAACUCCUGCACAUUGUAAUAUAGCAUAUUUUAUACCUCAUGAAAAUAAAAUGCAUUCUAUAGAGAAAGUUAAGGAAGAUGAUCAAUUAGACAGAGCUAUGAAAGACUUAAAGCUAGAUGAAAGGUCCAGCAAAAUUCAUCAGACAUGGAAUAUAUCAAUAACAGAUCUGACCGCUGAAUUUAAAGUAUCAAUGGCAAAUCAUAAAAUUAAAAAGGAUAUGCCUGAGAGGAUUAAGCAGCGCAUGUUACAGGCAAAGAACACAAUUCUUGGUAAGUCUUCAUUGAAAGAUGUUCAGGCAAAUAAUAUGGAAAAAAAAAGUACUUUACAAACUGCAUUUGCAAAAAAUAAAGAUAAAUUAGUAAUAAAAUCAAAAGUUGAUACUUCAGCAAAAGAUAAUCUUUCAGAGAAGAGAUUAUCUUAUAAAAUUGUAUCACUUUCAAAAAGAGAAUCUAAUUUAUUUAAUAAGAAACGACACUCAUUGGGUAAAUCACAACCAAAGGUACUUACUUGUCAAUAUGGUAUAACAAAGAUGAUGAAGAAUCGAAAACGUUCAAAUCAGUUCGUAAGUUUAGCAGAGGCGAUUUCUAAGUUUCAAAAUGGAACACCUCAGAGAUUCCGUACUCUCAGUAACAAGGAUAUGAAACCUGGUCCAUUGAUGAAAUUGAAACAAUUACCGAUGAAGCUUACUUAUCCAGUUUCUCCUGCAUUAAGAUGCAAACAGAGAAGGAGAAGAGGUAAUAUCUUGAGUCAGCAAGAAAGAGAAGAGUUGGAGUUUGAAGAAAUGAAGAAGCAUCAAAUCAAAGCAAAUCCUGUACCAAUUAAUAUCUUAAAGGGUCGUUCAGUGUUGAAAAAAAUGCCUAAAAAACCAACUACAGUUACGGAAGAGUUUCAUUUGACUCAGUCUAAGAGAAUACGUCAUACAGCAGGACCAUCCCUAAAUUUGCAACAGAAUACAAAUGCCAAGGAACACAAAAAGAUUGUUCCCAUCACUCCUUCCACCAGUAGCUCAAGUGUUUCCUCUAAGAAGGGAAAUCUCUGUGUAGAAGUUGUUGCAGAUGACACAAAGGACACAAAAUUCAAUUCUAACACUCGCAACAAGGAAUUUCAGAUAAAAAAGGAAGAAAAACUGAAAAAUUGUCACACUCAGGAAGUAAAUAAAGUAAAGACAGAGUUUCAUGCAAGACCCGCACCUAAAUUUCUAAAGCCAACAAAUACAGUUAAAGAGCAAAGUUCAAAAAGGAGAACAAUAGCUACAUGUCCAUUUAGUUUUGAAGAAAGAAACAAAUUUCUUGCUAAGAAGAAAGAAGAACUUAUUAAACAGUUGGAGGAACAGGAUAAAAAGGCUAGAGUAUUCCAUGCCAAUCCUGUUCCAAGUUUUAAACCUGUUGUGAUUCAUGGUUUAUCUAAAGAUAAUAUACGAAGCAAGGACAAGGUAAGUGGCUCUAAGGAACUUGGAACCAGACAAAUAAAAAGUUACAGUAACCAAGAAAAUAAGCAGCCUAAUAUUAUGAACAAUACAUUAACGGACAUAAGCACUAGAAAGAAGGUGACAAUAAAUAGAACCAGCACAAGCUUAAUAGAUACCAAAAAUAAAAAAUUAAACAAUGUCCAGAACAAGGUUGGUAAAGUUGAAUUAAAUACAAUGAAAAGAGCUCAAAAAAGGAACGAAUUUGAUGACAAAAUCAAGAAGAGGGAGCAGGAAUUUGGAGCAAAGAAAAUGCAGGAAGAAAAGAAUAAAUUAUUGAAAGAAAAAAUGGAAAGAGCAGAGUUGCGCAAAAUGGCAGAGGUGAAAGCUAGACCAAUGCCAGUAUAUAAACCUAUAAAUAUUGUAAAAUCAACCAAGCCUAUAACCAAUCCACAAAGUCCUGCAUUGGGAAUUAGAAACAAAGCAAAAGCCGUUUCUUAAUUUUAAUCAACAUACAAUAUACAAGUUAAUUAUGUAUUGACUAUAUAUAAACUUAUCAAGGAAGAUAUAAACCCCACCUACUACAAACAUGCACACAUUUAAGUACCGAAGGUCAAGCACACUUAUAGCAACAAUACUAUCUUAUUUUAUUUCCUGUUAAGGCAACGAAUACAGUUU
Molecule: messenger RNA, 2764 nt
Organism: Bombus impatiens (common eastern bumble bee)
Lineage: Eukaryota; Metazoa; Arthropoda; Insecta; Hymenoptera; Apidae
Product: targeting protein for Xklp2
Exons: 3
Coding region: 446-2587 (713 amino acids)
Biological process (GO): regulation of mitotic spindle organization; activation of protein kinase activity
Cellular component (GO): spindle; microtubule
Source: RefSeq, a predicted model, not a curated record